AUGCGACCUCACCUCAAACCACAACAUGCCCUCCCAUUUACAGCCAUAGACCCUACCACUUCGUUGAUAAUUUUCGGUCCAAUCCUGGCUAUAUUAAUUCUUGCCUACGCAGCAGCAUGCAUUCAAUACAUCAUCGUUAAAUCCAGCCUUUGGCAGCUCCGUCGCGAGAUCAAAUCGGCGACCCAAUAUAUCAGUACCUGCUUGCAACGCUUCAGCGACAAAGCCCUUGACCAAGUCAAGAUCGUCGACCAGCUUGAGGCUGUGAAGAACAAGUGCCUAAACCAGAACGACGUGGUAAUGAAGUUCAGAGAGAAGCUCUUCAUUAUGAAACAAGAGAACAAGGCCAUCCGGCGUGAGCUGGUCAUACUCGAAAUAUCAAGGCGCGCGGGCGAGCGAUCGAAGCCUGGCGGUCAGUCAAUAUCCUAUAUCGUUGAUCUGCAGCUUUACUGA
Molecule: messenger RNA, 450 nt
Organism: Penicillium concentricum
Lineage: Eukaryota; Fungi; Ascomycota; Eurotiomycetes; Eurotiales; Aspergillaceae
Exons: 2
Coding region: 1-450 (149 amino acids)
Source: RefSeq, a predicted model, not a curated record